Brettanomyces bruxellensis is the source of this 717-nucleotide messenger RNA. RefSeq lists its product as uncharacterized. NCBI's taxonomy places the organism in Eukaryota, Fungi, Ascomycota, Pichiomycetes, Pichiales, Pichiaceae. The transcript has a single exon. Gene Ontology annotation, molecular function: phosphatase activity. The record is from RefSeq and is a predicted model, not a curated record. Gene Ontology annotation, biological process: protein dephosphorylation. Bases 1 to 717 code for a protein of 238 amino acids.
AUGGGGAAUAAGCAGGUUACAAAUGGAGAUGAGUCAAACAGUACAUCUAAUCAAAAGAACGGUUAUAAGCUGAAUAACGUUAACACAAAGCAUACUAAAAAACAAAAAGCAUCGCCGCCGGAGGAUGCGGUCACAAUAGAGGAACUUAUAGAUGACUCGAAAGAGAACAAAAUCGAGGAUUCAGAGCUCAUCACAGAAGCACCAACAAUACGAGUUGUUCCUCCUCUCAACUUUUGCCCAGUAGAGAAGAAUUUAUACAGAUCUGGACAGCCAUCUGCACUAAAUCAUUCAUUCUUAGAACAGCUUCACUUAAAGUCUAUAAUAUGGCUUGCAAUAGAAGAUCCACAGGACAAUUUUCUUAAAUUCAUCGACGACAAUCAUAUCAAUCUUUUCUGCAAUCUAGGGUACGAUUCAGUGGAAUCAAACUCUUGGGAUGGUCUCUCCGAAUCAUCGAUCAAGCAGGCUCUUGAAAUUAUUGCAGACAGGAGAUACCAUCCGUUGCUUGUAUGCUGUGGAAUGGGCCGCCACAGAACAGGUACUGUUAUCGGGUGCUUAAGAAAGCUUCAAGGAUGGAAUUUCGCCAGUGUAAGUGAGGAAUACAGGCGAUUCACUGGACCUAAAGGAGGGAGAAUUCUGGUAGAGCUUCUAAUUGAGGCAUUUGACGUGAGUACCAUAAGAAUAGACAAGAAGUACGCUCCAGACUGGCUGUUGAGAUAG